AUGGCAGCCAAAACCCUCUCCUUCAAAUGUGCCCUCAUUACGGGCGGCGGCGGUGGCAUCGGCUUCGAGAUGUCCAAAUACCUCAUCUCCCUUAACAAGAAAGUCAUUAUCGUCGGCCGCACCGAGAAGACGCUCGCCCAAGCAGCCCAAGAUCUUGGACACGAUACAAAGUACUACGUCCUCGACACCGGCAACGUCUCUGCCAUCCCAACCUUCUGCCAGAAAGUCAUCGAGGAGAGGCCUGAAGUGGAUUGCCUGAUCAACAACGCUGGCGUACAGAGACCGCUGGAUGUCAACGAUUUCGACCUGCAGAAAGCGGAUCAGGAGAUUGACAUUAAUAUCCGCGGGCCUAUGCAUCUGACGAUGGGGUUCUUGGAGCACUUCAAGAGCAAGGAGGCGGCGACUAUCGUCAACGUGUCGAGUGUACUCGGAUACAUCCCCUUCUCGAUCAUCAACCCGGUGUAUAAUGGUACGAAAGCGUGGCUGCAUUUCUGGACGAUGAAUCUGAGGACACAGCUUGCGAAGGAUGGGAGGGGGAAGGGGAUCAAGGUGGUGGAGAUUGCGCCGCCGACUGUGGCGACGAACUUGCAUCGGGAAAGGGAGGAUCCGGAUGAUAACAAGAAGAGUAAGAAUCCGGAGAGUCUGGAGGUGGGGGAGUUUAUGGAAUACGUGCGGAGGGGGUUUGAGGAGGGGAAGGAGACGAUUGGGGCCGGGAGUAGUGUGGAGGUCGUGGAUAAGUGGUAUGAGGCGUUUGGGGGGCAAUAUGAGAAGGCAGCGUCUAAGUGA
This is a messenger RNA of Drepanopeziza brunnea f. sp. 'multigermtubi' MB_m1, 786 nucleotides long. RefSeq lists its product as uncharacterized. Gene Ontology annotation, cellular component: membrane. NCBI's taxonomy places the organism in Eukaryota, Fungi, Ascomycota, Leotiomycetes, Helotiales, Drepanopezizaceae. The record is from RefSeq and is a predicted model, not a curated record.